This is a messenger RNA of Musa acuminata AAA Group (dessert banana), 1594 nucleotides long. RefSeq names its product E3 ubiquitin-protein ligase At3g02290-like. The transcript is spliced from 4 exons. The record is from RefSeq and is a predicted model, not a curated record. Lineage: Eukaryota; Viridiplantae; Streptophyta; Magnoliopsida; Zingiberales; Musaceae. Bases 739 to 1323 code for a protein of 194 amino acids. Gene Ontology annotation, molecular function: ubiquitin-protein transferase activity.
GUAGGAGGGAAUACUCUCGAGCAAGUGGACGCGCGCGCGCACACACUCACACUCUCUGUCUCGCUCUUUGGGCACGCAUCGAUUCCACGCCCCUCGCUUCUUCUUUCCUUCUCUGUUUUUGAUGAGCACCUUUUUUUUUAAUUGCUUGCCCCCGUUUCCACUCUGAAUCCCCGGAAGAUGUUCGUCUUGUGGUCUGCUUUCGCUUUUCGACUGGGUUUCUUGAUUGAUGCGGUGGCAGAUUUCUUAGGGAUUUCCAGUUCGUAGAGUUUCUUUCGUUCUCUCGCGAUUGGAACUUACGGGUUUGCUUUGCAAGGAAGAAAGCUCCCAUUUCUGUUUGGAUUGAUUGGCGAAUCAAAGAUUUCUUUCCGAACCGGAGUCGCUUUUCUUGUUUGUAUCGGAGUCGGAAACUGUUACCUUCUUCCCUUGGAUCUAUAUUCUUGUUCCAGACUUGGAUGCAUUUAUUUCAACGGUGGUAAAUAGAAGUCCGUCUCUCGGAUGUCUUCGUUAAAGGUUCCAUUACUCUCAUUGAUGUUUUGCUUUUUGGAACGGUUUGUUUUUUACUAAAAGAACUUUGUUUUAUGUGAGCAGAGUUACUCUGUUUUUCCAAUAUUUGGGUUUGUCUUAUUGUUGAAACAGGAAAUAAGGAACCGUCUUAAUCUGUUAGAUUCCAAUAAUCGUCAUAUUUUAGUGCAGAAUUUUGCUGUAGUGUAACACUGAACAAGGAAGGAUAGUGGAGAUAUGGGCUGUGUCUGCUGCCGUUUGGGUGGGGAUAACUUGACUCAGCUAUUUGAAGAUGUGUUUGAUUCAUUGUUUCAGAGGAGAGAACGAGUUGCUCCUUCAGAUGUGCAGGAGGCAGUUCCUCCAACUCCUACGUCUCCGGUAGGAGUUGAUACAGACUUUUCUUUUCCAAGGCCAUUGUCAUACGAUGAUCCCAGACUCACUCAGUCGCAGUGCCAGAAUAAUGGACUUGUGUUAGGGCGUGCCGAGGUUCCAACGCAUCUUCAUAAAAAAUCUGAACCACUCAGAUCUGAAAAUGUUACAGACGCAGAAUCAACAGACAGAAAGGAGAAUAUUGAUGGAUCCAAGGCAUGUGUUUCUGAGAGUUCACUGAAGCUGCAAUCAGCACAAAUGACAGUGGGAUGUUCACUAUCUGAGGAUGAAGAUGUGUGUCCAAUAUGCCUUGAGGAGUACACAUAUGAAAAUCCAAGGGUUGAUAUGCAGUGCACUCAUCAGUACCACCUCGGCUGUAUAUAUGAAUGGAUGGAGAGAAGUCAAAACUGUCCAUUCUGUAGCAAGAUAAUGCUUUUUAGCGAAGAAACAUGAUCACGUCUGUCUCACGGGUCUCCCUGUGGAGGUUAAUACUCGAAGCUGCAAAUUUCCUGUGAAUGCGAGUUUUGAAGCUGCAGAUGAAAGAUUGUUUCCAUUUGGAUAAGCUUUGCCCCGUGGUUUCUUUACUUCUCUUAAUUUUCUAUUUUCUUUGUCGUUCACUUUCUGAGACAAAACCUUCUUCCAGAAAGUCAACUGAUAUCACAUAUAGAAUUGUGGAUAUGUUGAUCGUAUAUUUACUCCAUUAUGCUUUGUUAACUAUGUCAAA